AAUUUCUCUCAGAGCAGGAGCGCUAUUACGGACAUAUUUGGGACAUUGUUAUGUUAAGAGAAACAUAGGCUUUGUGUAUGGUUUCCUAUUUCAAGUUAUUUAUCACUUGUUUUUAUAUCAUUAUUUAAUAAUGAUAGCAAUUUAACAAGAUAUUAUAUAUAUAUAUAUAUAUAUAUAUACUGGUUUUCUGUUAGUUUUUUAAUAGUUAGUUAGUUAGACUAAGAUAUUUUUCACCCUGCAUUUUGACGUUCGUUUAACAUUUAAAACGUUUUAAUUAAGUUCUUGCGUAUUAGCCUACACUGCGUUCUCAUUUUGAAUAAUACAUAUUUGUUUAAGUUGCAGUUUCUGCGUAGACUAAACUAACAGUGCGCACAGGUACCCAAGGGCAGGUAACAGAAAAAUUGUCUCAAUAUGGGCGACAACCCUGACUUUGAUGAGGAAGAAAUUAAAGAAGAGAAAAAUUGUCUGGAUCUGGGAAAAACGAACCCUUCCAAAUCCGUGUACUUGGAGGAACAUAUCGAAUGCACGAGCAUCCCGAAUGUGAACAAAGACAAUACAACUACUACGCAUGUAUACAAAAGGAGAUGGGUGAUGGUGUUACUUUUCAGCUCUUAUUCCCUGUGCAACGCAUUUCAAUGGAUCCAAUACGGAAUAAUUAACAAUAUUUUUAUGAAAUUCUACAAUGUGGACUCUUUUGCCAUCGACUGGAUGUCAAUGAUCUAUAUGCUGACCUAUAUUCCCUUUAUAUGGCCUGUAUCCUGGCUUUUGGACAAAAAGGGACUGCGGCUCAUAGCACUGUUGGCCACCGCCAUUAAUUGUCUUGGGACAUGGAUCAAGGUGGCCAGCGUCAAGCAAAACCUAUUUUGGGUGACCAUGCUCGGACAAUUCGCAGGCUCCCUAUCACAGGUCUUCAUCCUUGGGAUGCCUUCCCGCCUAGCAUCGGUUUGGUUUGGCUCUGAAGAGGUGUCCACCGCCUGUUCCAUCGGCGUAUUUGGGAAUCAGUUGGGCAUUGCCAUUGGCUUCCUGGUGCCACCCAUCCUCGUGCCAAAUGUUGACGAUAUGGACGAGCUGGCAUACCACAUCAGCAUCAUGUUCUACAUCACUGCUGGAAUGGCCACCGUGAUCUUCAUCCUCGUAGUCUUCAUGUUCCAAGAGAAGCCGGAAAUCCCUCCCACCCUGGCUCAGGUCCAGGCCAGGAGCACCCCUCCAGAAGAGUACUCCUACAUGGCCUCUAUCCUGAGACUGCUGCGUAACCUACCCUUCAUGCUCCUUGUCAUCAGCUAUGGGCUGAAUGUCGGUUGUUUCUAUGCUGUUUCCACACUGCUGAACCGGAUGAUAAUUGAGCAUUAUCCAGGUGAAGAGGUGAAUGCUGGGAGAAUUGGCCUCACCAUUGUCAUUGCCGGGAUGGUGGGGUCCCUCAUAUGUGGGAUCUGGUUGGACAAGACCAAAACCUACAAACAGACUACCCUGGCUGUGUAUCUCAUGUCCUUCAUGGGAAUGGUGGUCUAUGCCUUCACCCUGAACUUAGGCCACAUAUGGGUGGUGUUUGUGACAUCAGGGGCUCUAGGGUUCUUCAUGACUGGAUACCUGCCACUUGGCUUUGAGUUUGCUGUGGAGCUGACCUUCCCAGAGGGUGAGGGCACCUCCUCAGGCCUGCUCAACUGUUCAGCUCAGAUAUUUGGGAUCAUAUUCACCAUCGGUCAAGGGAAGAUCAUAGACCACUUUGGCACAUUCGCUGGGAACAUCUUUUUAUGUGUCUUCCUCCUCAUAGGGACCAUCAUGACAGCAUUCAUCAAGUCUGACCUCCGACGGCAAAAGGCCAACCAUCUGGCUGAGAAUCAGGUGGUGAGUGCUGCAGGCUCCCCAUCUCGGGUACAGGACUACGGGGCCACAGCACCCAGCAGCCCACAGGAGCAGCAGUCCUGACACUAACCUCACUAAAACCCAAACACACACCUGCCAAGAAACAGGCAAGUCACCCACAGGAAGGCCUCUCAGCCAGCUACACUGAAGGAGGUCAAAGUAUAAGGAGGAAAUCAAGUUGAACGGGUGUGAAAAGAAAGAAAUCCCAUCAUACACUUGGAAUCACACAGGUUCUCCCUCUACAGCAAAUUACUUGUCAGAAGAUAAUGGUUUGAUUAUCAAGCACAACCAAGGGUAUUUCAAUUUUUUUUGUGCUGAUAAUUCAUAUUUAACUGUCACUUUUUGAGAGUUCACUAUGAAUUGUUUAUAUUUACAUUUGGUUUCUCUAGCUUUAAAUGUCUCCAAUCUAAAUAUUAUAAAUGUUGAUGUCUGUGCAUUUUGAUAAGAGCAAUAUUCAAACUGUGCUUUUUGUUUCCUGACAUUUGACCAAUACCAUACUGGAGGAGAAAGUAUUAAUGUAACUGUUCUAUUUUUGGAAUUUGUUAAGUUUAGUUAAAAUUAGACUACAGAUUCAGUGGUUUCAGUUGAAUGGCAGUCUGUUCAGAGGGCCGAUCCAGUCAAGCCAACUCACCUAGUGGCUUAACAGGAUUUUGAGAUUGUUAUCUGCCAUAUAGGAUUACAAGGAGAUAAUUAUGAGUAAAUCAAAUCAAAUCAAAUUGUAUUUGUCACAUGCGCCGAAUACAACAGGUGUAGACCUUACAGUGAAAUGCUAACAUACAAGACCUUAACCAACAAUGCAAUUUUAAGAAAAAUACAUGUUAAGUAAAAAAUAGAUAAGUAAAAAAUAAUAAAUAAAAGUAACAAGUACUGCUGAUAAUGGUGAAUAUGGUUGAUACUGUGCAUCUGAGUAUGUCUCGUAAGGACUCAACCUCUUUAACCACAUUCUUAGAACUUUGGGACGAUUCUAUUUCAUAUUUCUCUGCAUUGACUUGUUAAAUAGCCUUUAAAGGAACCCAAUGAUAACAGAAUGUGAGCAAAAAAUCAUUAGCGUGGCGAGAGACAAUCCAAUGGACUUUUUGGAAGUAGGCUAGUGUUGUAUUUUCUAAAGUAUAUGAUUUCUUUGACCUGUAGUUUUGUUACUGAGAAACCUUUUUCAUCUGCUUAUUUGACUUGAUGUGUUGCGGUUAGAAGUUGUCCAGUGAUUUUUAUUUUUUAAUGAUUGUGUAAUCUUAUAAGAAGUGUUUUUCACUCAAAUGAUACAGUAUAUUGUUUUGUAUAAUCAUUGUAUAUACAGUACCAGUCAAACGUUUGGACACACCAACUCAUUCAAGGGAUUCUCUUUAUUGUUACUAUUUUCUAAAUUGUAGAAUAAUUGUGAAGACAUCAAAGCUAUGAAAUAACACAUAUGGAAUCAUGUAGUAACCAAAAAAGUGUUAAACAAAUCAAAAUAUAUUUCAUAUUUGAGAUUCUUCAAAGGAGCCACCCUUUGCCUCGA
Salmo salar (Atlantic salmon) is the source of this 3358-nucleotide messenger RNA. It is a transcript of the gene flvcr2a, whose product is annotated as FLVCR choline and putative heme transporter 2a. NCBI's taxonomy places the organism in Eukaryota, Metazoa, Chordata, Actinopteri, Salmoniformes, Salmonidae. Gene Ontology annotation, biological process: heme export; transmembrane transport. Gene Ontology annotation, molecular function: heme transmembrane transporter activity; heme binding. The record is from RefSeq and is a predicted model, not a curated record. Gene Ontology annotation, cellular component: membrane.